AUGGUGAACGUUCCUAAGACAAAGAAGACCUACUGCAAGAGCAAGGAGUGCAAGAAGCACACUCUCCAUAAGGUCACCCAGUACAAGAAGGGUAAGGACAGUCUUGCUGCUCAGGGAAAGCGUCGUUAUGACAGGAAGCAAUCCGGUUAUGGUGGUCAGACCAAGCCCGUUUUCCACAAGAAGGCAAAAACAACAAAGAAGAUUGUCCUGAGGCUCCAGUGCCAAGGCUGCAAGCAUGUCUCUCAACACCCAAUCAAGAGGUGCAAGCACUUUGAAAUCGGUGGAGACAAGAAGGGCAAGGGAACAUCUCUGUUCUAG
This is a messenger RNA of Linum trigynum, 318 nucleotides long. The record is from the annotation of a GenBank genome assembly. Lineage: Eukaryota; Viridiplantae; Streptophyta; Magnoliopsida; Malpighiales; Linaceae.